UCCUCGAGAUGAUCGGUUGGAGAAUGCAGCCGAGCGCCUCGGUGCUCGGCGUCAUCGCCAUUAUCUCUAUCAUGAUUACUGUCACUACGUCAGAAGCGGAGAAUGGUGCCAUCGAGCGUGGCAUUAAUCAUCUUGAUGAGGAAAAUCAACGCCUCGACGAGAGAAUCGUGAAGAAUCGCACUAUCGAAACCGCCAGUUGGUCUCGCGGCAACGACACAACAGCUCUCGAGGAAGUCAUUUCUGCUUUCACGGUUGAGUAUUCAAUAAAGGAUUUGCCCUCGCUCGUUCCCGUAGUGGAUCCGCAUUUCGAGAAUGCGUCGAAGACUUAUAUAGACGAUCAAAUGAUAUUCGCCUCGAAGAGGAUCGAGAACUCGGAACAGGCGGAAGAGGCUUUGGCAAUGAAGUUGGACCACGAAAAUGUUCAAGGAAUGAACGACUCCAAGAUGGAAAAGCCAAAAGACGAUUGGCUGACAUUGAUAUCGGUAGCGAAAGAGGAAGACGUUACGGAAGCAAGAUACGGCGAGCAGAAAAACGCGCAAGAUAUCAGAGCGAUCUCAUUCCAAGUACCGCCACCAGAUGAAAAGGAGGAAGACUAUCAGGACAGCCGACAACAGGGGAAAACUAGCGUCGGUCACAUGGACGAAACGAGAAAACUCAGCGAAACCAAAAAAAAUCAGACUAAACCGGCGAAUAACUUGCUACUGACUGGCAAGUCAACGAAGGCCUUCUACGAGAUUAAACCGUCGAUCAGGACUCUCGAAACGGAGCGCGGUCGUGAUCAGUUCCAGAUAACCACUCACAGGACGUUGUCGGGCAGAAAGUUCGUCUUGCCUAGCGUCGAUAGCGCUUUCGGAAAAUUCGGUCCAUAUUUCGAAGACGGUGACCGAGAGAUAAACGUCACCGCGAGAAUCGGCAGUACUGUUUUGUUGGACUGCAAGAUCGGCAUGCUAGGUGAUAAAAAGGUAACGUGGUUGCAGCAUAAUAAGGAUUUCUUUCGUCUGUUAACAGUAGGCAGAACGCCGUAUAGCAACGAUCAAAGAAUCAGUCUUAAUUUUCGAUAUCCUAGUAAUUGGAGACUGCAAAUACUUUAUGCGAACCCACGCGACUCGGGGUUGUAUCAGUGCCAAGUCGCCACGCAUCCUCCGCUAGUUAAGAAAAUCAACGUCGUUGUUACGGCGCCAACUCUAACGAUCAGCGAUGAUUCUGGACGUAUAGUUUCCAAGGAAAGGCAUCUAAAGGCAGGCAGUGUCCUCAGGCUCAGGUGUGAGGCGAGGGACGUGCUCGAGUCGCUCAACGAGUCCGUCGUUUGGACUAGAGGAGACGAGACGCUUACAGAAGAUAUUAGCGAGAACAGAACUACAGAGAUCUCGGCGGGCAAGGAGGUCCUUGUGAUCGUCAGUACUCUCAUCGUGGAGAGAGCCAGUCCCAGACACGCAGGGAACUAUAGCUGCAUGGUGCCCGGCAAAGCCAAGACCAUCGUCGCGGUUCAUGUUCUCAACGGUGAACUGCCAGCCGCUGUGCACGACGGGAACGGAGUUUCAAGAGCAUUCCUUAAUCUUUGGUUGGUUCACCUGACGAUGAGCUAUGUCUUCACCAGAUGACAGUAUUAAGAUUACUCCAAUAACUUCUAUUUCAAUCCGGAUGCAUUCACAGAUCAGAAAAAUUUUUGACGAGCGUGG
This is a messenger RNA of Atta colombica, 1679 nucleotides long. RefSeq lists its product as uncharacterized. The transcript has 8 exons. Gene Ontology annotation, cellular component: neuron projection membrane. Gene Ontology annotation, biological process: synapse organization. Lineage: Eukaryota; Metazoa; Arthropoda; Insecta; Hymenoptera; Formicidae. The record is from RefSeq and is a predicted model, not a curated record. Bases 9 to 1601 code for a protein of 530 amino acids.